This is a messenger RNA of Cyprinus carpio (common carp), 2825 nucleotides long. Its product is annotated as serine protease 27-like. The record is from RefSeq and is a predicted model, not a curated record. Gene Ontology annotation, molecular function: serine-type endopeptidase activity. Gene Ontology annotation, biological process: proteolysis. NCBI's taxonomy places the organism in Eukaryota, Metazoa, Chordata, Actinopteri, Cypriniformes, Cyprinidae.
GAGAAGAGACGGUUUGUGAAGAUGUGGAGGUUAACGUGUGUCGGUUUGGCCCUGCUCUUAUGUGUUCAAGGUUCACUUUCUCAGUUGAAUGUUUGUGGACAGGCCCCUCUGAACAACCGUAUUGUGGGCGGUGUGGAUGCAUUUGAGGGUUCCUGGCCGUGGCAGGUCAGUCUGCACAGCUCCAACUUCGGAGGUCAUUUUUGCGGUGGCUCCCUCAUCAACAGUGAAUGGGUGCUGACUGCAGCUCACUGUUUACCUGGUGUCAGCGCAUCCAAUCUGCUGGUGUACCUGGGAAAGAGAACACAGCAAGGAGUCAAUACCUAUGAAAUCAGUAGAAAUGUCAUCUCCAUCAUCGUCCACCCCUCCUACAACAGUCAAACCAGCGACAAUGACAUCGCUCUGAUCCAUCUCUCCUCCACAGUCACUUUUAAUGACUAUAUUAAACCUGUGUGUCUGGCGGCCCAGAACAGUGCCUUCCCUUCUGGCACCAGCAGCUGGAUCACAGGCUGGGGAGAUGUUCAAGCUGGAGUGAGUUUACCUGCUCCUGGGAUCCUGCAGGAGACUAUGGUUCCAGUGGUGGCUAAUGAUCAGUGUAAUACUCUUCUGGGUUCUGGAUCUGUUACCAGCAACAUGAUGUGUGCUGGUUUAAUAGAGGGAGGCAAAGACACCUGCCAGGGAGACUCUGGCGGUCCAAUGGUGAGCAAGCAGUGUUCAGUGUGGGUUCAGUCUGGUAUCACCAGCUGGGGUUAUGGCUGUGCCGAACCCAACGCACCUGGUGUUUACACCCGCGUGUCACAGUAUCAGAGCUGGAUCACAAACAACAUUGGCCAAAACCUUCCAGGAUUCAUCAUUUUCAACCCUUCAAGCACAUGCCAGUCUGUUUCUAUGGUCUCACCUGCUUCUAAUACAUCACCUAUUGCUGCUGCCACAACUGCUUCUACUCCAUUGCCUGUUUCUACUACCUCACGACUUUCUGCUACCUCUAGAACAACUACUACUUUUAGACCUCCACCCAAUCAGUCCUCAAUUUCUUGUCGUAGAAGAUGUGGUGAGAGAUUUGACAUCCGCAACCGCUGCAACUGCAAUCCCGGCUGCCGCAGAAACUGCUGUAGGGAUUAUGAAAGGCAAUGCAAAGAGUCUCAGAGGACCAAAUUAAACCCCAGCAUCCAAUCUGCUUGUGAACACAGGGACUGUGUGAAGAUGUGGAGAUUAACGUGUGUCACUUUGACCCUGCUCAUGUGUGCCAAAGGUUCACUUUCUCAGCUGAAUGUUUGUGGACAGGCUCCUCUAAACACUCGUAUUGUGGGUGGUGUGAACGCACCUGAGGGUUCAUGGCCGUGGCAGGUCAGUCUGCACACUUCUGGACGUCAUUUUUGUGGAGGCUCCCUCAUCAACAAUGAAUGGGUGCUGACAGCAGCUCACUGCUUACCUGGUGUCAGCGCAUCCCGUCUGCGUGUGUAUUUGGGAAGGAGGACACAGGAGGGAGUCAAUACCCAUGAAAUCAGUAGAAAUGUGAGAACGAUAAUCGUUCACCCCUCAUAUAACAGCAACACAAACGACAAUGACAUUGCUCUGCUCCGGCUGUCCUCCACAGUCACCUUUAAUAACUAUAUUAGACCCGUGUGUCUGGCGGCCCAGAACAGCGCCUUCAUUUCUGGGACCAGCAGCUGGAUCACAGGCUGGGGAGAUGUUCAAGCUGGAGAGAGUUUACCUGCUCCUGGGAUCCUGCAGGAAACUAUGGUUCCAGUGGUGGACAAUGUUCGAUGCAAUGCUUUGCUGGGUUCUGGAUCUGUUACCAGCAACAUGAUGUGUGCUGGUUUUACACAGGGAGGCAAAGACACCUGCCAGGGGGAUUCUGGAGGUCCAAUGGUGAGCAGGAAGUGCACAGUGUGGGUUCAGUCUGGUAUCACCAGCUGGGGUUAUGGCUGUGCUGAUCCCAACUCUCCUGGUGUUUACACCCGCGUGUCUCGAUAUCAGAGUUGGAUCACCAGCAGAAUUGGUCAGAACCUUCCAGGAUUUGUUGCCUUCAACCCCCCGACCUCAUGCUCCUCUGCCAGCCUAACCUCAACCUCCUGUAGGGGGAGAUGCAAUGAGAAGAACAACAGUCGCUUUCGCUGCAACUGCAAUACUAACUGCAGUAUAAACUGCUGCCAAGAUUACAGACAGCGUUGUGCCAUGUGAGGUAUGUCAUACUUCCAUGGAUUAUGUAUGAUCACAGGCUUAUAAUCACGUCACUUGCACCUACUGUAAAUUGAAUGAUCUUUAUCUGCUUGUUCGGAGAGGAGAUUUUACUUGAGUGUCGCUUUGGAUACGUUGCACAGUCAGAAAUGAACUCAGUCAAAGAGCUGCUGCACUGACUCAUACUCAGGGGUGUAAACACAUAUUGUUAGUGUUCAACGUAUGUUUAACAACAGCACCAUUAGUAGAAUCCUUGUCUCUUUUGUUUUUCUCCCUCUAGUUCUAGCAUGUAACUGAUUAGCAUUAAUUAUAGGCACGGGCAACUUUUUUUCCCUUCAUUUAGCAUUUGCACUUUUCUUAUACAUAUAUAUAUAUAUAUAUAUAUAUAUAUAUAUAUAUAUAUAUAUAUAUAUAUAUAUAUAUAUAUAUAUAUGUAUAAUGUGUUAUAAUUAUCUUAUAUUUAAAAUUGAUUAUCUCAUUUGUGAUUUCUGCCGACAAACAAGUGGGAACUUUGUUUCAAUAAAUUUUUUGUCACACAAUACUUCAAUGCAUUUUUUGUCUUUUAAUGGCUUUUCUUGUAAUAAAUCUAUCCAACAGGAGUGUACUGAAUCAUGAUGUGGCACAAACCACACAUUUCGGUGACCUUA